Molecule: messenger RNA, 3342 nt
Organism: Symbiodinium sp. CCMP2592
Lineage: Eukaryota; Dinophyceae; Suessiales; Symbiodiniaceae
Source: the annotation of a GenBank genome assembly
AUGAGUAUAGAGCUUGAUGAUGAGCCAGAGCCCAAAUGUGCUCCAGCCGUAGAGCUGGAGGAGUUGGUGCUGGUUGCUGAUGAUGCAUUGGGAUCUGCAGAGCAGUCUGUCAGCCUGGUGUCAGAUGAACAGGUUUGGAAUGCUUUGCAUGAGCACAGCAUUGCAGAAGAUCAUGUGCAACUUGCAGAUGAUGCUCAUGAGCACGUUUGGGAAGGACUCUGGGAGCCUGGAGUCAACGUGGGUCGUUGGCUUCGGCGGGGAAUUGCUCCCAUUGAAGAGCAAGCACAGGUCCUGGCGACCAAUCUUGUGGCCAGCUUUUCAAAACUGCCAAAGCAUGCCUUGAACAGUAUCAUUUCAUCGCUGCCAGCUUUGGAGGGUGUUUCAGAUGCUAGCACGGGCAGGCUAUGCUAUCAAGCAGCUGCUAGGACUCUGCGAGGUGUGGGUGCUGCCACACUACGGAACAUGAUCCAAAGAGUGCGGGAGAACUCCUGGGUUCCAGUGCCUUGCAAGGGCAAGGAAGCCGCCCAGCAGAGGCUCGAGGCCUGUGAAGCAGAGAAUCGGAGAGACAGCAAGGCCGUCUUGAUGACACAGCUGCGGGAGGCUUUGUUCACUGCCAGUCGGGGGCAUGCUGACGUGGAGUACUGCUACGGCUUGCAGAGACUCGUGCUGAACCAGGUAGACACCGGAGACAAAUACAACUCCAUUCACUUCGUCGGCCUGGUUGAGCAGGCAGCAGCUUGCUUCUUGACACAACUCGAUGCAGCAGAGCUGACUGGUCAGCUUCCAUCUCUGGGAGUGAUGUCUCCCUUGACGGUCAUUUUCGACCCAGUGACUUUGGGCAGUGGCAUGUUUUCCCGACAUGAAACACUGCAAGUGGUGAUGGCCAACUUCCUCCAUCCAGUGACAGGGAAGGCAGUGACGAGGCUCAUCGAUGCAAGAUCCAUCGGCAUGUUCCACGACGGCCCGAGUCAGGUGGUCGGCAUCCUUGAAGCUUUGGAAAAUCAUCCCGGCAAGUUAUCUGUUUCCCAUUUGAGAUGCAGACUUGUGAGUUGCAUAGGCGGUGAUGGGGCAGUGAUAAGUGGCGGACCUUCGGCAAGGCACUCAUCGUCAAAGGCUGGAGAUCUGCUAUGGCAAGAGAUUCAUCCCAACAUCCCUGCUUGGGUGGAGUGGGACAAGUUCCAUCGGGCCCAUUGUGCUUUUGCCAGGGUGGUGGAUCAGACUCCGAUGGUUCAAGAACUCUUUGCCCUGGGAAAAGGCAUGAGUCAACACUUUGGUAUUCAUUCUGGCAAGGUCUUGUUCAGAAGCGUAGCAGCGGAGCUAGAUGAGCCCGUGAAAGCAGUGGCUGAUUCCUCUGGUGCCAGGAAGGUCUUCCAGCUAUCUUGUGUGGCCCAGAACCUGCUAGACAACUUUCGCCUGUACAUAGCUGCUCUGCAUGGCAAAAUGAAGAUGAAGCAAGCUGGACAUGGAAAAACAUCCCAGUCAGCUUUGAGCAGCAUCGGCCGUCGAUUAUCGUCAGUGGAGAUGGUGACAUUUCUGUGUGCUUUUGCUGAUACCAUGGCCUCUGACCUGCAGCCCUUUGUGUUAUGCACAGAGAAGAGUGAGGACCCACCGUGGGUGGCCCAGCGUGCCUUUGAAGACAUGCUGCAGUCCUUGGGGACUCGAUCUCAGCUUCUGGAUUCACUACGGCAGCACUACACGGACAAGACCUCUGUUGCAACCUUCAUCCAUGCCCACCUGCCCACAAAAAUGGGCAGAGCCUUUCCUGUGCUCAUGAAGCACUUGGCCGACAUAUUGCUGAACAGACAGUUCAAAGGGGUGAGAUUGCAGGUCCUCAUCAACCUCACCCCGGGCAGCUUCUGCGUGACUCCUCGCUGCCAGUGCCCAGCCAGACGUGUGCGGGAAAAUCCACGUGUGCCAGUGUUUCUUCGGAUAGGCGGUCGCCGCAAGCGGCUCUUGGUCCCACCAUAUGUAAAGCACGGCACAAUGACUCCAGCAAGUGCCCGGGAAGAUGCAGAGGCAUGGGCUCAGGACCCAUUGUCUGUUCCUCUUCGAUACCAGAUAUUGGAGGAGAAGCCCUUGCCUGCUGCCCUUCAGGGGGAGUCCCUGUAUCGAGUUCAUCUACCUCAAUGUAAGACAGCUCGACAGGUUCCCUUCGUGGUGUCUUCGAUGGAUUCUGCAUUGGCUGGCGUGAAAAAAUGCUUGGGUUCUUUGUGCACAAGUUACCAGGAGUACUGGGGUCCUGUGGGUGUGCAGGUGCAUCUCUCAGAGAUGCUUGCUGCCAUGGCAAAGUGCUGGAACUUGCAGAAACUGUGCGUGUCACCACCGGGACUUGCAGAGAUGCAGGCUUUCCUAAAAGUGGGUUUCGAGCUUGGCCGGUGGCAACAUGUGGAAUCCUACAAGGUGCAGGCUGUCAUGUUGACAAUGGGCUUCCUGGUGCAAAAUGCCAAUGCUGGGACUGUCUGGUCUGUCUGUGCAGACAAGCUGCAGAUUUGCGGUAACGGCUGCAACAUCAAGCGGGGAAGUGGCUUACCCAUGGUGCGGAUCAUUGCUGGAAAGACCAAGCUGUGUGAUGCAGAUGUGCUGCAAUCCUUCCUUCUCGAGAAAGAGCUGGUAUGGCCAGACCAUGAAGGAGGUGAACUGCAGCACUGCUGGCAUGCAGUUCUGAUGUUGGCACACAAUGCCUUGGCAAAUGGAGCCAGCAGCUCUUGCGAACGGGUCGGCUCGCUGCUGCAUGAGAUGCAUCAGGACCAGCUGAGCUCGCCACGAACAGUACGACGUUUGAGACUUCGGGAGGCCAAAGUCCAAUGCAUCGGAUCUGCCAGGGAUGAGGAGCUUCUAGCUGCCCUGGUUGAUCUCUUUGUUCAGUCAGGUAAGAACCCUAUCUUGCGGGAGCGUCAACGACGGGUCAGACGGAGGAAUGACAUUCCUGAAGAAGGCCCAAUCCCGAACCCCUCUCCCAAAGAUGUCGUGGGGGCACGUUCCACGGCGCUUGCCUUGAGUUCCCAGAAUGAUUUGGCAAGCCUGGCCGUGCAAGACAGCUUGGCAGUCACUUUCAUCGGGGCUGGAUUGUCUUAUGAGGAGACACAAAAGUAUGCAACCAGGGUGCCGGUUGCCAAGUACUUGCAAGGUGCAACUCUUCUUGACAGGAAGACUGGCAAACUGCAGAUUCAGGAACUGCAGCCCUUCAUCAAAGCAGGUCGUGCAGCAAAGCAGUGCCCAAGGUCAACCAUGCGUCAGCAGCUCGCUGAGUGGUUGCAGUCCGAAGAAGGCCAAUCCUGGCAGGCUGCCAAAGAUGCUUUGUGGAAGGGUUUUGGCGAGGAUGCCGAAGCCCAAAAUGUUUAA